Molecule: messenger RNA, 1155 nt
Organism: Naegleria gruberi
Lineage: Eukaryota; Heterolobosea; Eutetramitea; Acrasida; Naegleriidae
Exons: 1
Coding region: 1-1155 (384 amino acids)
Source: RefSeq, a predicted model, not a curated record
AUGCAAUACGAUUCAGAAGAAUUCAUUCCUCCAGCCAUUUCAAUAGAUAUUGGUUCGGGUAGGUUUAAAUGUGGCUUCUCUGGAGAAGAGGCUCCACUCUUUGACAUGCCAACCAUUUGUGGUAGAACUGCAACAUCACCAAUGCAUUACUACAACGGUCACAGGACUACUGGCUACCAGGCUAAACCAGAUAAACCCGAUGAUAAAUUCUUUGGUGAGGAGGUUCUCUUGCAAAGGAGUUACUUGACAAUGAAUUAUUUCAUUGAGAAUGGAGUUGUAGUGAAUUGGGAUAAUUAUGAAUAUGCAAUGCAUCACAUGCUCUAUAAGAAAAUGAAAGUUGAACCAGAAUGUCAUCCAGUGAUAUUGAAUAGCCUGCCUCAUAAUCCAAGGGCUGAUAAGGAAAAAGCAACACAGAUCAUGUUUGAAACAUUCAAUAUACCAGCCAUUUAUUUUGCAAAUUCAGCACAAAUGGCAUUGUUUGCCUCGGGGAGAACUUUUGGAGUUUCAUUAUUGUGUGGUGAUGGAGUUUCAUUGGUAGCUCCAUUCACAGAUGAUCUCCGUGCCAACGAUGUUUAUAGAAUGAAUUUUGGUGGAAGAGAUUUGAAUGAUUACUUAUUGAAAUUGGUCAUGUCGAGAGGAAAAUGUUCAUUGACAGAAUUUAUUGGAAGGGAAGUCAUGAGGGAAAUUAAGGAAAGUGGCUAUUUCACAUGUGACACCUCUGAGAAGAUAACGAAAAAGUAUUUUACUUUACCUGAUGGAUCCAGGAUUGUCAUGGAGGAGGAAUUAUUGGAAUGUACAGAACCAUUAUUUAAUGUUGAAUUGAUUUCAUCGAGUUUUCAAUUUUCUGGUUUGCACGAAAUGUUAAAUCAUUCCAUUUCUAACAUGCCAAUUGAAUAUAGAAAAGAUCUUUAUUCGAAUAUAGUUCUCUCAGGAGGAACAACACUUUUCAAUGGAUUUAAGAAGAGAUUGGAAAGUGAAAUGGAUUCCAUCUCAAAAUCAAAACUUUCCAUUAUUGCUCCUUCUCAAAGAAACCAUUCCAUUUGGUUAGGUCAAUCAAUCUAUAGCUCCCUAGAAUCAUUUCAAUCCAUAUGGAAAACAAAGGAAGAAUAUGAUGAAUCGGGUCCAGGUGUUGUGUCACGAAGGCCUUGUUGGUAA